Hypanus sabinus (Atlantic stingray) is the source of this 9962-nucleotide messenger RNA. RefSeq lists its product as uncharacterized. Lineage: Eukaryota; Metazoa; Chordata; Chondrichthyes; Myliobatiformes; Dasyatidae. The coding region runs from base 6951 to 7946 and encodes 331 amino acids. The record is from RefSeq and is a predicted model, not a curated record. The transcript is spliced from 2 exons.
GUUGAAAGUUUGUUAGAUGCAGGCCCAACGUCUUUGGGUCGGGACAGGUGGGAGCAAGGAAAGGUGGGGUGAGAGUGUUUAACCUCAAGAAGCAGCCGUUAGCUGAAGACAGCCACAGGCGAUGCUCAUCCCUCUGCCGUUCACACAGCCAGUUAAGUCAAGUCACUUUUUAUUGUCAUUUCUAUCAUAACCACUGGUACAGUACGCAGUAAAAGCAAGAUGUUUUUCAGGACCCUGGUGCUGCAUGAAACAGUACAAAAACUACACUGAGCACUGAGCUAAAUCCAGUUCAAACCGAAUCGACGAGUUUGCAGUGACACAGCAGUGGUUGACAAUGUUCCCUCUAAGGCAUGCGCGCGUGUGUAUCUUCUGCUACGAGUGCACAAAGGAAUUUGAAUCGCGUGCGACUGUCACCCUCUACCCCAUCAGCUCGUUGAGUAUAUUUCAUGACUGUACACAACCACUUUUCUUUUCCCGGGUUCUGAUGUGGAUGAACUUUGUGAUGAUCUGUCUGCAGGUUUCAGAACUGGCUCAUUUAUGCUGUUUUUAUUGAAGAAGUUAUUCAGUGCACACACACUGUUGUCACUGGCCAAAAAAACUGCACAGCACAAGAUUUUUAUGCGCACUGAUCAUUACAAAUUGGAGGGAACGUUUGUGGUUGGCCUCGUCAUCAACGACAACGAGACGACGUCCAGAGAGGAGGUCGAGCGGCUGGCAAGCACGAUAAACUUGAGUCUCAAAGUGGACAAGACCGAGGAGUUAAUUGUGGACUGCAGGAAGGUGCAAACUGACCACUACUCAUGGCACAUGUCUGUUGUGUUUUUUUUUAACCCAUCGUAUCUUCCGGUUUAAAAUGGUGCUACUGCAUUUGUGCAACAGCUCAUUUGUAGCUCAGAAGGAAAGAGCUAUGACUAAAAAUGUUGACUAAUAACUCCUUUUCUGAAGUAAAUUGCGGUCAACUGCCCCCGCAAACAAUGAGGAGGCAAGCUGGUUUGAAGGGUGAGCCGCGCUGGUGUGUCUGGAAGCUGAAAUGCAGUGUUCAGGACGGAGUUGUUGGAGUGUACGAUUAGGAGAGGUGUCGAUGCGGAAGAGUUUUGAUGCCCGUCCAAACCCGGGUGUGGGGUCGGACGCUGUGAGCACCGAGCCGAUCUGGUGAGGUCGAGAACGGCCUCGGCUGUGCGGCCCGGGAGCGGCACUGUGCCGGAGUCCGAGUCCUAGAGCGAGGCACUACCUGGUUCUUGAACAAUUUAAACGCUGACCCAGGUAGACUGGAAAGCCCGAGUAUCGGGUCCGGAGGCGAGGAAUAGGGAAUGGUGAAGGGAAGGGGGCUUUUCUCACCACACAGCCGAUAUGUACAGACCACAUGAGAUCCUCGGUGAUUUAGAUGCUGAGGAACUUAAAGCUGUUCACCCUCUCAACCCCAGGUCCAUUGAUGUCAAAAGGGGUGAGUCUGUCUCCAUUCCUCCUGUAAUCCACAACCAGCUCCUUUGUUUUUGCAACAUUGAGGGAGAGGUUGUUUUCUUGUCGGGGUGAUGACUUCUCUGUAGCUGCCUCAUUAUUAUUUGAGAUUAGACCAAUCAGUCUAGUGUCGUCAGCAAGUUUAAUUAGCAUCUUGGAGCUGUGGGUGGCAACACAGUCAUGGGUAUACAGAGAGUAAAGGAGGAGGUUUUAUAUACAGCCCUGAGAGACACCUGUGCUGGGGGGCGGAGGUGAGGGAGCCCACUCUUACCAUCUGCUAGCGAUCUGACAGGAAGCCCAGGAUCCAGCUGCACAAGGCAGGGUGAAGGCCGAGGUCUCUGAGCUUCUUGUCGAGCCUGGAAGGAACUGUGGAAUUGAAUGCUGAACUGUAGUCCAAGAACAGCAAUCUCACAUAAGCAUCCUUCUUCUCCAGACAUGUAAGGACGGUGUGUAGAGCUGUGGCUGUUGCAUCAUCUAUCAGUCAAAUGGUUGUUGAAUUGUAGGGGGUUCUGUGUGGGUGGUAGCAAGCUGAAGAUGUGGUCCUUGGCCAGCCUCUCAAAGCAUUUGCUUAUUAUUGAGGUGAGUGCGACAGGGCACCAGUCGUUCAGACAUGUUACCUUUGGACUUUUUAGGCACAGGGACAAUGGUGGAUGUUUUGAAGCAGGAGGGCACUCUACACUGGAAGAGGGAGAGAUUAAAAAUGUCUGCAAACACACCUGCCAGUUGCGCUGUGCACAUCCUGAGUACCCGCCCUGGGAUGCCGUCCGGUCCCGCAGCCUUGUGACCGUCCACCCAUUGGAAACAUCUGUGAACCUCAGCCUCAGAGAUGACCAACCGCCGGUCACAUCAUCUGCAGGUCUCCUCCGGGGCUCAGUAUUGGCGACGUCGAAUUGAGCUUGAAAAAGAUCUAUCUCGUCGAUGUUGGGAACCCCGCUGAAGUCUGCGACGGUGUGCAGACCGCGCCAUAAGUCGUGUGUGUUGUUGGUGGAGAGCAGAGUCUGAACCUUGUCACUGUUUCGCUGCCUUGACGACUUUGCGCAUUUCUUAAGCUCUUGCUGAUUACCGGCAGCGGCAGUGUUGAGUAUGCCCACAAGAAAAUGGAUCUCAGGGCGGUAUAUGGUGACAUGUAACCAUAUAACAAUUACAGCACGGAAACAGGUCAUCCCGGCCCUUCUAGUCCAUGCCGAACGCUUACUCUCACCUAGUCUCACUGGCCCGCACUCAGCUCAUAACCCUCCAUUCCUUUCCUGUCCAUAUACCUAUCCAGUUUUACUUUAAAUGACAAUAUCGAACCUGCCUCUACCACUUCUACUGGAAGCUCAUUCCACACAGCUACCACUCUCUGAGUAAAGAAGUUCCCCCUCGUGUUACCCCUAAACUUUUGCUCCCCAACUCUCAACUCAUGUCCUCUUGUUUGAAUCUCCCCUACUCUCAAUGGAAAAAGCCUAUCCACGUCAACUCUAUCUAUCCCCCUCAUAAUUUUAAAUACCUCUAUCAAGUCCCCCCUCAAACUUCUACGCUCCAAAGAAUAAAAACCUAACUUGUUCAACCUUUCCCUGUAACUUAGAUGCUGAAACUCAGGUAACAUUUUCGUAAAUCUCCUCUGUAUUCUCUCGAUUUUUUUGACAUCUUUCCUAUAAUUCGGUGACCAGAACUGUACACAAUACUCCAAAUUCAGCCUUACCAAUGCCUUGUACAAUUUUAAUAUUACAUCCCAACUCCUAUACUCAAUGCUCUGAUUUAUAAAGGCCAGCGUACCAAAAGCUUUCUUCAUCACCCUAUCCACAUGAGAUUCCACCUUCAGGGAACUAUGCACCAUUAUUCCUAGAUCACUCUGUUCUACUGCAUUCUGCAAUGCCCUACCAUUUACCAUGUAUGUCCUAUUUUGAUUAUUCCUACCAAAACGUAGCACCUCACACUUAUCAGUGUUAAACUCCAUCUGCAGUCUUUCAGCCCACUCUUCGAACUGGCCUAAAUAUCUCUGCAAGCGUUGAAAACCUAUUUCAUUAUCCACAAUGCCACCUAUCUCAGUAUCAUCUGCAUACUUACUAAUCUAAUUUACCACCCCAUCAUCCAGAUCAUUAAUCUAUAAGACAAACAACAUUGGACCCAGUACAGAUCCCUGGGGCACACCACUAGUCACCGGCCUCCAACCUGACAAACAGUUAUCCACCACUACUCUCUGGCAUCUCCCAUCCAGUACAUAUAUGUACUUUGAAUAAUAAAUUUACUAUGAACUUUGAACUAUGAACAAGAAAAAGAACUAUUAAAAGUUACAUUUUGAGCAUCAUGCAAUGGGCAGAGCUUCGAUGGGCAGUACAUGUGCAUCAAGAACAGAUUCUUUCAGGGCUUCAAAUUUACAGGCAAUCACCACAACGGGCAGCAUAAUGAAUUUCGGGCAUUAAGUAAUUACCUGGCCUUUCACCCGGAGGUUGACAUGUCAGACUAAUGGGGCAUUUUGACUCUAAUUUAACCCACAACCUCACCCACAACUACAAUCAGCCAAAAGUCCUUUAAGACAGCAAUAAUCGGCCAGUGGUAAAGCGGCAUCAGCACCAGACUUUGAGGCCGAGUUGCUAGCUGGGCGUUUCAACCUGGCGCAGAAAGCGUGCGAGGAACCGGCCGGAUUCGAACCCGGGACCAGUCGCCUGGAAGCCCGGAAGGGAUGCUACUACACCACCGGCCCGCGCUGCUUGAAAGGUCUGAGAGCCGUCUUUUUUAACUCCCCUCAGCACGCCUGGACUUGCUCCCUGUUCCAAAUCAAGAUCAAGUUUAUUAUCAUUGACGUAUAUCGUGAAAUUAGUUGUUUUUGCAGCCACAGCGCAGUGGAAUUAAUUUUUUUUUAAACCAUACUCUGCAAAUGUACAGCUAGGGUGCCUAAGAGAAUUGUACAGUACUGUAGUAAUUUUAUGUAUUGCACUGUACUUCUGCCGUAAAAAAAAAACAAAUUUCAUGACAUAUGUGAGUGAUGAUAAACCUGAUUCUGAUCUGGGUCUCUAUUGCUGGGUGAGAGAGGAAAGGGGACAGGGAGAGGGGAAUUAUGGUUGGGAAAAGGGGAAGGGAGCGGGAAACACCAGAGAGACUUUCUGUAACGAUCAAUAAACCAAUUAUUUGGAAUCAAAUGACCUUGCCUGGUGUCUCAGGGCUGGGUGUGUUUGCAAGGCCUCAACAGAGUGGAUGUAGAAAGGAUGUUCCCUCUGGUGGAGAAGCCUAGGACCAGAGGACACAACCUCAGAAUAGAGGGACGUCCAUUUAGAACGGAGAAGAGGAGGGAUUUCUUUAGCCAGAGGGUGGUGAAUCUGUGGAAUUUGUUGCAACAGGCGGCUGUGGAGGCCAAUUCAUUAGGUAUAUUUAGGGCAGAGAUUGAUAGAUUCUUGAUUACUCAGGGUAUGAAGGGAUAUGGGGAGAAGGCAGGAGACGGGCUGAGAGGGGAAAUAGAUCAACCGUGAUGAAAUGGUGGAGCAGGCUUGAUGGGCCAAAUGGCCUAAUUCUGCUCCUGUAUCUUGCAGUCUUGUGAACUAAAUAAGCAGAUAACUAGAUAGAUAUCAUGCACACAAGAAAUUCUGCAGCUGCAGGAAAUCCAGAGCAACACACACAAAAUGCUGAAGGAACUCAGGAGGUCAGGCAGCAUCUACGGGAACGAAGAAACAGCCAACUUUUUGGGCCGAGGCCCUUCUUCAGGACUGCAAAGGAAGGGGAAGAUGCCGGAAUAAAACCGGUGGAGGGAGCUGAAGGAGUACAGCUAGAUGGUGACAGGUAAAAAGGUAAAGGGCUGGAGAGGAAGGAAUCUGAUUGGAGAGGGUGGACAGUAGGAGAAAGGGAAGGAGGAGAGGUCCCGGGGGAGGUGAUAGGCAGGUAAGAGGCCAAAGUGGGAAAAGAAGAGGGGAGGGGGAGUGAUUUUUUUUACCAGAAGGAGGAAUCGAUACUCAUUCAAUCAGGUUGGAGGCUACCCAGACAGAAUUAAACACAGAAAAUGCUAGAGGAACUCAGCAGGCCAGGCAGCAUCUAUGGAAAAAAUAUUCCAGGUGGAAUAGAUAGAUAAUGCAAAAAGAGAUCAAAAUAGUGAGGUAAUAUUCAUGGCUUCAUGAAUCUGUUUGGAAGUCUAAGAGGAUGCUCCUAAAAUGUUCAGUGUGUGUCUUCAGGUACCUGGGCCUCACCCUGAUGGUAGUAAGGAGAAGAGGGCGUGUCCCAGCUGGUAAUGAUGGAUGUCUCCUUUUGAAGGUGUCCUCGGUGGUGGGGAGAGAUGGAGUUGGUUGUAUCUAGCACCCCCUGCAGCUUUCUCCAGUCCUGUGCGCCCACGCCUCCUUAUCAGGCGGCGUUGCAACGGGCAGAAGGAAUCAGUCAUCGUCCGAGUGACCACGCUGUAGGAGGAGUCAGGGUCUUGAGACCUGGAAGAAGUUUGUUUAAAAGCCGAGUUAAGCUGCUUCUUUAUGCUGGCAAUCUUACCUCUGACACAGCAGGCAAAGGGCUUAAAGCCAAAUAAGUGAUAGUCUAGGCCGGGAGUUCCCGACUUUUUUAUGCCAUGGACCAAUAUCAUCAGCAAGGGGUUGAUAGACCCCAGGCUGGGAACCCCUGUUCUAGAUUGACAUUUUAGUGCUAUACUGACGGUGAGCUACAAAUUAAGAUGGGUAGAAUUGGGAUGAAAAACUAAAUGGAGUUCCCUAUCACCCUCCAGACAAAGUCAUAGAACAAUAGAGCACUAUUCCAUAAAAAUAGGCCCUUUAGACCAUCUGGACCAUACCUUGAGCUAUCUACUUGCAAUGAGGUCUUCAGGCCUGCGUGGGGCACCAGAGAGCACUUGGCGCAGAGGUUCCUAGAGCACCUGAAUUGUUUAAUUGUUGUUUAACAGAAGUUGUUAAUCAUUUAGAGUUCCUUGUGAAUGUGGUCUCUCGGUGCCUUUUGUUUAAGUUUGUUACUUUGGUAGGCUCGGGGAUUCCACGUCACUUGUACUACAAAAGCGGACUCCUGAUUCGGGCUGAUUGUGGGGUCCUGGUUUUGAGACUGUGAAUUCUCGCGGUGCUGCUCAGCCGAGACACCUAAGACCUUUUGGAAUAAAUAUGAAUAAACUCUCAUCACUAUGUCCACAUUAGAGUCCGUAUGGGGGUGAGGGGGGUGGCUAGGGCGCAGGAUUGAGAUAAGCUGCAGAAAGUUGUAAACUCAGUCAGCUUUAUCAUGGGCACUUGCCUCUCCAGCGUCCAGAACAUCUUCAAGCAGCGAUACCUCAAAAAAGUGGCGUCCAUCAUUAAGGACCCCCAUCACACAGAACAUGUUCUCUUUUUAUUAUACAACCAGGAAGGAGGAGCCUGAAGGCACACACCCAGCGAUUCAGGGACAGCUUCUUCCCCUCAACCAUCUGAUUUCUGAAUGGAUGUUGAACCCACAAACACUACCUCACUAUUUUCUUUUUCUCUUUUUGCACGACUCGUUUAAUUUAUCUUUAUUAAUAUAUAUACCUCAUACCGUAAUUUAGUUUUUUAUUAUUAUAUAUUGCAAUGUAUUAUGAUUCUCCCAUGCAGGUAGACUGGGAGAAUCAGAAUGGUACUGGACCCCGAGAAAGGGAGUUUGUGGAGUGCCUCCGAGAUGGAUUCUUAGAACAGCUUGUACUGGAGCCUACCAGGGAGAAGGCAAUUCUGGAUUUAGUGUUGUGUAAUGAACUGGAUUUGAUCAGGGACCUCGAGGUAAAGGAACCAUUAGGAGAUAGUGACCAUAAUAUGAUAUGUUUUAACCUACAAUUUGAGAAGGAGAAGGGAAAAUCGGAUGUGUCAGUAUUACAGUUGAACAAAGGGAACUAUGGAGCUAUGAGGGAGGAGCUGGCCAAAGUUCAAUGGAACAAUACCCUAGCAGGGAAGACAGUGGAGCAACAAUGGCAGGUAUUUCUGGGAAUAGUGCAGAAGGUGCAGGAUCGGUUCAUUCCAAUGAGGAAGAAAGAUCCUAAGGGGAGUAAGGGGCAGACGUGGCUGAUGAGGGAAGUAAAGGGCAGUAUAAAAAUAAAAGAGAAGAAGUAUAACAUAGCAAAGAUGAGCGGGAAACCGGAGGACUGGGAAGCUUUUAAAGAGCAACAGAAGAUAACAAAAAAGGCAAUAAGCCAAGAAAAAAUGAGGUACGAAGGUAAACUAGCCAAGAAUAUAAAGGAGGAUAGUAAAAGUUUCUUUAGGUAUGUGAAUAGCAAAAAAAUAGUUAAGACCAAAAUUGGGUCAUUGAAGACAGAAACAGGUGAAUUUAUUAUGGGGAACACGGAAAUGGCAGAUGAGUUGAACAGGUACUUUGGAUCUGUCUUCACUAGGGAAGACGCAAACAAUCUCCCAGAUGUAAUAGAGGCCAAAGGAACUAGGGUAAAGGAUGAACUGAAGGAAAUUUAUAUUAGGCAAGAAACGGUGUUGGAUAGACUGUUGAGUCUGAAGGCUGAUAAGUCCCUGGGACCUGAUGGUCUGCAUCCCAGGGUACUUAAAGAGGUGGCUCUAGAAAUCAUGGACGCAUUGGUAUGGUAAUCAUUUUCCAAUGUUCUAUAGAUUCAGGAACAGUUCCUGCUGAUUGGAGGGUGGCUAAUGUUGUCCCACUUUUCAAGAAAGGAGGGAGAGAAAAAACAGGGAAUUAUAGACCGGUUAGCCUGACACCAGUGGUGGGAAAGAUGCUGGAGUCAAUUAUAAAAGAGGAAAUUACAACACAUUUGGAUAGCAGUAGAAGGAUCAGUCCGAGUCAGCAUGGAUUUAUGAAGGGAAAAUCAUGCUUGACUAAUCUUAUGGAGUUUUUUAAGGAUGUAACUAUGAAAAUGGACAAGGGAGAGCCAGUGGAUAUAGUGUACCUGGACUUCCAGAAAGCUUUUGAUAAAGUCCCACAUAGAUUAGUGGGCAAAAUUAGGGCACAUGGUAUUGGGGGCACAGUACUGACAUAGAUUGAAAAUUGGCUGGCUGACAGGAAACAAAUAGCAAUUAAUGGGUCCCUUUCGGAAUGGCAGGCUGUGACCAGUGGGGUACCGCAAGGUUCAGUGCUGGGACCGCAGCUGUUUACAAUAUACAUUAAUGAUUUAGAUGAAGGGAUUAAAAGUAACAUUAGCAAAUUUGCAGAUGACACAAAGCUGGGUGGCAGUGUGAAAUGUCAGGAGGAUGUUAUGAGAAUGCAGGGUGACUUGGACAGGUUGGGUGAGUGGGCAAAUGUAUGGCAGAUGCAGUUUAAUGUGGAUAAAUGUGAGGUUAUCCACUUUGGCAAGAACAGGAAGGCAGAUUACUAUCUAAAUGGAGUCAAGUUAGGAAAAGGGGAAGUACAAUGAGAUCCAGGUGUUCUUGUACAUCAGUCAAUGAAAGCAAGCAUGCAGGUACAGCAGGCAGUGAAGAAAGCUAAUGGCAUGCUGACCUUUAUAACAGGAGGAAUUGAGUAUAGGGGUAAAGAGGUCCUUCUGCAGCUGUACAGGGCCCUGGUGAGACCCCACCUGGAGUAUUGUGCGCAGUUUUGGUCUCCAAGUUUGAGGAAGGACAUUCUUGCUAUUGAGGGAGUGCAGCAUAGGUUCACAAGGUUAAUUCCCGGAAUGGCAGGACUGUCAUAUGUUGAAAGAUUGGAAUACACUGUAUACUUGUAUACACUGGAAUUUAGAAGGAUGAGAGGGGAUCUGAUUGAAACAUAAAAGGCUAUUAAGGGAUUGGACACACUGGAGGCAGGAAGCAUGUUCCCGCUGAUGGGUGAGUCCAGAACUAGGGGCCACAGUUUAAGAAUAAGGGGUAGGCCAUUUAGAACAGAGAUGUGGAAAAGCUUUUUCACUCAGAGAGUGGUGGAUAUGUGGAAUGCUCUGCCCCAGAAGGCAGUGGAGGCCAAGUCUCUGGAUGCAUUCAAGAGAGAGUUAGAUAGAGCUCUUAUAGAUAGUGGGGUCAAGGGAUAUGGGGAGAGGGCAAGAAUGGGAUACUGAUUGUGGAUGAUCAGCCAUGAUCACAGUGAAUGGUGGCGCUGGCUAGAAGGGCCGAAUGGCCUACUCCUGCACCUACUGUCUAUUGUCUAUUGCAUUGCUUCAGCAAAACAACUAAUUUCACCACAUACACUGGUGUUAUUAAUCCUGCUUCUGAAGACCCCUCGGCCGUCAGAUUUCUGAAUGGACAUUGAACCCACGAACACUCAACGGGAUGUUAUGUCAAGUUAAAUUUAGAGAAGGUCCAAUGUUCAGUUUUUGAAUCUAGCCAAGACUUUUAUACAUUAUGGGGACCAUUUUUGAGUUAUUUUCAAAACCUUUGAUUUGUUGUAAAAGUACAGAUGGUGGCUAAUAUAUUUUAUUAUAUGAUAAGGGUUUUUCCCCUUUUCUCUUGCUUUUCCUAAUAGCUUUGACUUUGGUAUUGGGUUUAGAUUUUUUUAUAUAUAUAACAAAAUUAUUAUAUUUCAAUAUUACAAUUUAAUUUAAUUUUUAUGAAUACAGGGUUUUGUGAUUGUAACUGUAUUUUUAAUAUAAUGUAUUUGGUACUAUUUUAUUUUUUUCUUUUGACUUGUACUCUAUAUUCCUUUAUGCAGAAGCAAAUAAAAAUAUU